Messenger RNA from Onychomys torridus (southern grasshopper mouse), 744 nucleotides. RefSeq names its product cationic trypsin-like. The transcript has 5 exons. Gene Ontology annotation, biological process: proteolysis. Gene Ontology annotation, molecular function: serine-type endopeptidase activity. The record is from RefSeq and is a predicted model, not a curated record. NCBI's taxonomy places the organism in Eukaryota, Metazoa, Chordata, Mammalia, Rodentia, Cricetidae. Bases 1 to 744 code for a protein of 247 amino acids.
AUGAAGAUCUUCCUUUUCCUAGUUCUUAUUGAAGCUACUGCUGCUAUCCCAGGUAAUGAUAGUGAUGACAAGAUUAUUAGAGGCUACGCAUGUGGGAACAACUCUGUCCCCUACCAGGUAUCCCUGAAUGCUGGCUACCACUUGUGUGGGGGUUCUCUUGUCAGUGACCAAUGGGUACUGACUGCUGCUCACUGCUAUAAGCCCCAACUACAGGUUCGUCUGGGAGAAUCAAACAUUCGUAAAGUCGAAGGCAGUGAGCAAAUCGUUUAUGCUGCCAAGAUCAUCCCCCACCCCAAGUACAACAAUGACACCACUGAUAAUGACAUCAUGCUGAUUAAACUGAACUCACCAGCCACCAUCAACUCUCGAGUGUCCACUGUCUCUCUGCCAAACUCCUGCCCAACAUUUGAUACUGAGUGCCUUGUGUCAGGCUGGGAUGACACAGUGAAUGUAGGAAGUAACCUCUCUUCAGAUCUUCAGUGUCUGAAUGCCCCGAUCCUGUCAGACUCUGUUUGCCACAGUGACUACCCACAUCAGAUCACAAGAAACAUGUUUUGUGUUGGCGUUGUGGAAGAGGGAAAGGAUACCUGCCAGUAUGAUUCUGGUGGCCCCGUGGUCUGCAAUAGAGAACUCCAGGGUGUUGUCUCCUGGGGCGCUAAUUGUGGUGAGAAAGGGAAACCUGGUGUGUCCACCAAAGUGUGCAACUACCUGGAAUGGAUUCAACGGACCAUUGAGGCCAACUAA